UGUUCCAUUUAAAUAAUUAUUUAUUUCAACAUAAUUAAGAAAGUUAACCAUUGGCAAAAGCAGUGUUAAUAGCAGAGAGAGACAGAAGAAACAAGAACAGAACAGUGUGUGUAAGCAAAGGAGAGAGAGGAAACAAAUAAGUCAAUAAAGGUUGAAAAAAAGAAAGAGAGAAUAGGAUUAGUUUUGCUCCUCCUCCUCCUCCUCCUCCUCCUCCUCCUCCUCACUCUGCAAUCACACCAAUUCAUAUCCACUUGUUUUUAUCCUUCUCUUUCUCUCUCUCUCUCUCUCUCUCUACUCAACUCAAUCAUUCUCUCUUCUCUCUCUCUUUCUUUUAGUAAAGCAAGCACACAGCUUUCCUCUCUUAGUCUAGUCUCUAGAUCUCUCCUUCCACAGUCACUUGCUUCUGAUUCGAUGUCAAGACUCGGAAUUUACAUGGGUUUUGUCUAAAGAUCGUUUUUUUUUUUUUUAAAAAGGGUUCUUGGAGAAGAUGGAGCUCCACACGAAUCAGAAUUCCGGUGUUUCGGACUCGACCCUUCAGCUUAAUUCCGGUGAUAAACACUCGAUUCCUUUCGUCGGAGCUAUGUCAACGACGACGAGUUCCACCUCUAAUUCAACUAGCACAAGCUCAGGAACCGCUCUCGCCGUUGUUAAACCCGCCGCCAAAAAGCCUUCUAAAGAUCGGCACACUAAAGUCGACGGCCGUGGACGGCGAAUCCGUAUGCCGGCGAUGUGCGCCGCUAGAGUUUUCCAGUUGACGAGAGAGUUAGGUCAUAAAUCCGAUGGUGAAACCAUCGAGUGGCUUCUCCAACAAGCCGAGCCAGCUAUCAUCGCUUCAACGGGUACCGGUACGAUUCCGGCGAAUUUCUCGACGCUUAACGCUUCUUUGCGCGGUGGUGGCUCUACCCUCUUCGCUCAGCCGUCAAAGUCUGCUUCUUCGCCACUCUCCUCGUUUCAUACCACCGGAAUGUCUCUGUAUGAGGAUAGUAACGGUACUAACAACGGAUCAUCAUCGGUUGAUCCUUCUAGGAAGUUGCUUAAUUCAGCAGCAGCCGCUCAGAACGCGGCGGCUGUUUUCGGGUUUCAUCAUCAGAUGUAUCCGCCGAUCAUGUCGACGGAGAGAGCUCCGAGUAAUUUAGUGAAGUCUUAUAGAGAAGAUUACUUCAAGGAGCCGAGUGGUUCUGGAGCUGAACCAAGUGGGAGUUCUCAGAAACAAGGUCAGUUUCAGGAUCAAGAAUUAGGUCAGGGGGGUCGUGCUGCUGCGACGGCUAAUGUGGUGCCGCAACCUAUGUGGGCGGUUGCGCCUGGGACUACUAAUGGAGGAAGUGCGUUCUGGAUGCUUCCGAUGAGUGGUUCGGGUGGGAGGGAGCAGAUGCAGCAGCAGCCUGGUCACCAGAUGUGGGCGUUUAAUCCAGGGAAUUAUCCGGCUGGGUCAGGACGAGUUGUAACUGCACCAAUGGGGUCAAUGAUGUUGGGAGGUCAACAGCUAGGAUUAGGAGUGGCGGAGAGCAACAUGGCGGCUGCAAUGCGUGGUGGUAGUAGAGGCGAUGGUUUGGCCAUGACUCUGGAUCAACAUCAGCAUCAGCAUCAGCAUCAAGAGCCGAACCAAACUCAAGCUAGUGAAAAUGGUGGUGAUGAUAAAAAGUGAUAAGACCACCUCAUGGGUCAUUCUGAUGAUCGACCACACUCGCGUUUUAAAGAUUCGCGAUCUGCGGUUUUGUGGUUAGCAACUCCAGUCUUAAAACAUGUUUUGGCAGUUGAAUGCUACCAUGCCUGAAUGACAAAGAUGUGGUUUCUAAGCUUUUGAACAUAUUUGUUACAUCAUUUGUGGGGUUUUUUUUUGUGUGUGUGUGUUUGUGGAUUUCAUCUUUUCUUUUGAUUGUGAGCUUUUGAUUAAUAGAUAUGUGAAUAUGUUGAUCUUUCUUGAAUUUUGGGAGAUCUUUCUACGA
Camelina sativa (false flax) is the source of this 1946-nucleotide messenger RNA. RefSeq names its product transcription factor TCP22. Gene Ontology annotation, cellular component: nucleus. The record is from RefSeq and is a predicted model, not a curated record. Gene Ontology annotation, molecular function: DNA-binding transcription factor activity; sequence-specific DNA binding. NCBI's taxonomy places the organism in Eukaryota, Viridiplantae, Streptophyta, Magnoliopsida, Brassicales, Brassicaceae.